Hibiscus syriacus is the source of this 2423-nucleotide messenger RNA. RefSeq names its product putative cysteine-rich receptor-like protein kinase 23. Gene Ontology annotation, molecular function: ATP binding; protein kinase activity; chitin binding. Bases 26 to 2341 code for a protein of 771 amino acids. Lineage: Eukaryota; Viridiplantae; Streptophyta; Magnoliopsida; Malvales; Malvaceae. The transcript is spliced from 7 exons. The record is from RefSeq and is a predicted model, not a curated record. Gene Ontology annotation, biological process: carbohydrate metabolic process; protein phosphorylation.
UUCUAGACAAGAGAUUACUUUUCCAAUGGCUUCUAAAACCAUCUUCUUCUUCCUCCUCUUGCUGUUUAUCUCAUUUAAACAAAGCCUUGGCUCAAAAACAUGGAUCAAAGCUGGUUACUGGGUACCUAGCGGCACCCUUCCUAUUUCUGAUAUAAAAUCUGCCCUUUUCACUCAUCUCUUUUGCGGUUUUGCUUAUGUAAACUCAACCUCCUAUCAGCUUUUUAUCAACGCCUCAAAUCAACAACCUGUCUCUGACUUCACAAAUACUGUAAAACUAAAGAAUCCCUCGGUUACUACUCUCUUAUCCAUUUGGGUCGGAAGAACCGAGUCGACCACCUUCUCUUUGAUGAUUAAUCAAACUUCCCAUAGGAAAUCUUUCAUUGAAUCUUCAAUCAAAAUAGCCAGGCUUUAUGGUUUUCAUGGUUUAGACCUUUAUGGGGUUAAUAAGCCCAUAAAUGGCACCAAUAUGAGCAGUUUGGGUGCUUUAUUGGAUGAGUGGAGAGCUGAGGUAGUUGCUGAGUCAAGAAACUCUGGUAAGACUCAGUUGCUAUUAACUAUGUCGGCUUAUGGCUUGCCAAUUGUCAACUCAGUGAGUUAUCAUAUUGAUUCUGCAAUACGAAACUUGGAUUGGGUCAAUAUUGUUGCAUAUGACUACUACGUGCCAACAGUAGAGAGGUUUACUGGUUUUCAUGCUGCUUUAUAUGACCCAUCAGGAAGGGCCAACAGUGAUGCUGUCAUUGGGGAAUGGUUAAAGAGAGGAUUCCCUGCUGAAAAGCUACUUUUAGGUUUGCCUUACCAUGGAUUUGGAUGGGUACUUGUUAACUCGGGUGAUAAUGGCGUUGGUUCAGCAGCUUCAGGGCCGGCUAACACGAUUGAUGGUUCAAUGGCGUAUUGGUUUAUUAAAGCAUCCAUUCGCAACAAUGGUUAUGGGGUUGAACCGGUGUAUAAUUCUACUUAUGGGGUGAAUAUUUGCAAAAUGAGAUCGAUUUGGAUCAGUUUCGAUGAUGUGGAAGCCAUUAAAGCUAAGGUUUCUUAUGCCAAGGUGAAGGGCCUACUUGGUUAUUAUGCCUUUCAGCUCUCCAGUGACGAUAAUUGGUUGCUUUCAGAAGCUGCUUAUGGAAUAGGCACUAGUAGUCAGCAGAAGAAACACCAGUUAUCGGUGAUUGUUCCAGUUACAGUUGCUGUAAUUUUUCUACUGAUGAUGGCUAUCAUCUGUUACCUGCAAAAGAAAAUAUUCAAAUCACAAGGGCUUUUGAGUGUUGCGAAAAUGUCGGUUUCAUGGAUAAGAACCAAAAUAUCAGCUGAAACAAAGCAUGGAAAUAGUGAUCCUAGUCUGGAAAUUUUGACAUUCUCUACCAUUAAAGCUGCCACAAAAAACUUCUCGAAUGAGAAUAAGCUUGGAGAGGGUGGAUAUGGACCUGUUUACAAGGGAAAGUUACCGAAGGGGCAGGAAAUAGCAGUGAAGAGGCUCUCGAAGAGCUCGAGUCAAGGUUUUGAAGAAUUCAAAAACGAGGUCACUCUUACAGCUAGGCUUCAACAUGUGAAUCUAGUUCGAGUUCUGGGAAUUUGUACUGAGAAGGAAGAAAAAAUGCUGGUUUACGAGUUCAUGCCGAACAAAAGUUUGGAUUUAUACCUCUAUGAUCCACUUAGAAGACAUCUGUUAGACUGGAGAAGACGAGUUUCGAUAAUCGAAGGUGUUACACAAGGGCUUCUAUAUCUCCAAGAAUACUCGAAUUACACGAUAAUUCAUCGUGAUAUAAAGGCGAGCAACAUCUUAUUAGAUGAUGAAAUGAACCCGAAAAUAUCAGAUUUCGGCAUGGCCAAGUUCUUCAAGAAGGAAGAACUCGAAGCAAACACUGGAAGAAUUGUUGGGACAUAUGGCUGCGUUCCUCCUGAAUAUGUAAGGAAAGGAAUAUACUCUACCAAGUACGAUGUUUAUAGUUUCGGAGUUUUACUUCUGCAAAUUAUAAGCGGCAAGAGGAAUUCCAAUCUCUAUGGAUGCCAUGAAAACUUGCAUCUCCUUGAAUUUGCUUAUGAAUUGUGGAAACAAGGUCGAGGAACAGAGUUUUUCGAUGCGUCACUGGACGAUUCAUCUUCGUCGUGUAAGCUCAUUACAUGUAUGCAAGUGGCACUGCUAUGUGUGCAGGAAAAUGCUGCGGAUAGACCGUCUAUGGUGGAAGUUUCCGCGAUUCUCAAGAACGAAAGAAGUGUUGCAAUCUCUACACCUAAGAAGCCUGCAUAUUCAGUUAUAAGAGAUGAAGAUAGAAAAAGUAUAGGCACAGAGAGGAAGAAUGUUUUUUCUGUCAAUGAUGCGUCGAUAACCCAAGUGGCACCUCGAUGACAGAAUGUGAACGUAUUUGCACACAUUUAAGUAUAAGAAAUAUGUUUUUACUAAUCUUUGAUCAUGCAGUUGCAGAUAUUAA